Labrus bergylta (ballan wrasse) is the source of this 900-nucleotide messenger RNA. RefSeq names its product biogenesis of lysosomal organelles complex-1, subunit 1 (gene bloc1s1). NCBI's taxonomy places the organism in Eukaryota, Metazoa, Chordata, Actinopteri, Labriformes, Labridae. Gene Ontology annotation, biological process: endosomal transport. The record is from RefSeq and is a predicted model, not a curated record. Gene Ontology annotation, cellular component: BLOC-1 complex.
ACUCCUGUUCGCUCUCGAGCUCGGUCUCGUGACACACUAGUCACCUGUUCGCUUCUCCGACUGCCUCGCGGAUAAUAGCCAUGUUGUUGAGAUAGCUUCAACAAAAAGGUUUAUUUGCGUGUGAAUAAAACCUCAUAGGCCACCUAAGAUGUUGUCUCGUCUACUGAAGGAGCACCAGGCGAAGCAGAGUGACCGGAAGGAGCAGCAGGAGAGACGCAGGCGUGAAGCUAUUACAGCAGCUACCUGCCUGACAGAAGCCCUGGUCGACCACCUCAAUGUUGGAGUUGCCCAGGCGUAUGUAAAUCAGCGUAAACUGGACCAUGAGGUGAAGACUCUCCAAGUGCAGGCGAGCCAAUUCUCCAAACAAACUGCACAGUGGAUCAGUAUGGUGGAGGGUUUCAAUCAGGCCCUAAAGGAAAUCGGCGAUGUGGAGAACUGGGCCCGCAGUAUCGAGAUGGACAUGAGGACCAUCGCCACAGCUCUGGAGUAUGUACACAAGGGUCAACUUCAGACAGCAGCCUCAUAAACUACACGGUGGGAUGCAGACAGGAAAACACACUGGAAAAAAACCUGAAAUCCUGUUGAUUUUGUUUGUCUGUAUACCUUCUUGAUUGGGCGAAUGCUGAAGGUUACUUUUAUUCAGAGACAUGUCUGAAGUCUGGUGCCGUUUAUAUCUGAAGACAUCACAUGUAAAACCUAGCUCACAUGCUUGUUGUAGGCUUAAGGGGCCGAAGACAAAGACUUCUUCUACUCACUUGGUACCUGAUAUGUCUAUGUUUAUAUAUUAUGUUAUAUGUAGAGUGGGGACUGAACUGUUUUUGUAAGACAAUUUCACUUUACAUUUGGUUGACCUUAAGUUACGUGUUGGAACAUGAUUUAAAAUAAAGUGUGGAAAAAUCA